Trichomonas vaginalis G3 is the source of this 1083-nucleotide messenger RNA. RefSeq names its product DNA/RNA polymerase superfamily. Gene Ontology annotation, molecular function: DNA-directed DNA polymerase activity; DNA binding; nucleotide binding. Bases 1 to 1083 code for a protein of 360 amino acids. Gene Ontology annotation, biological process: DNA replication. The record is from RefSeq and is a predicted model, not a curated record. The transcript has a single exon. NCBI's taxonomy places the organism in Eukaryota, Parabasalia, Trichomonadida, Trichomonadidae.
AUGAAAUCAAACAAUCUACCAGUUGACCAGAAACAGAGGAAAUUAACUCAGUUAGCAUCAACACACAACCAAUAUCAACCAUUUUCUUCUUAUUAUCUUUGGUAUCUAAUAGACAGAUUUCAUUUUAUCAUUGAUGACAUUCAAUCAAUUUUAACAUUUACGAAAAACACUUGUUUUAAUGAAUUUGCGAACGAAUUUAUGAACGAAAGACAAAAGGCUGAAUUAGAAGGAAAUAAAGGAAAAAGUUUAUUUUGCAAGAUUUCACUUAAUGGAUCAUAUGGUUACGAUGCAAUGAAUACACAAAAUUACGCAAAGACUAAAAUAAUGAAUGCACAGAAGGCACGCGUUGCAUGUAUGUCAAAUAAGUUUAAAAACAUAAGAGAAAUAGGAGAGGAUACGUAUCAAGUGAUGCUUAAAGAUAGAUUUUAUAGAUGUGAUACAUGUUUACAAGAGGCAUUCUUCACUUUAGAUAAUGCUAAAUACUGGUAUUUGGUUUUCAUUUAUGAUUUUAUGUAUAAAUGCUUGAAUGUUAAUCGUUUUCAUUUCAUUGAAGGUGAUACCGAUUCAUCUUAUUGGGCAAUCGCUGGCGACCCAAAUCUUCCUAACACUCAAGCAUUUCAAGCAAUUGUAACCGAUAAAAAAUUUUAUGAUAAAAACAUUUUCAAAUUCGCACCUUUUGAUUUCUUCUGUUUUAAUGAGAAAUUUAAACCUAAAUUAAAGAAUAAAGCUGAAGAAAAAGCACAUGAGAAGAAGUUAUUGGGUUUAGCAAUUGAGAAACAAGGUGAUAACAUGGUUGCUUUAUGUCCUAAGUGUUAUACUUCAUUCAACGGUUCAAUUGAUGGAAGUGAUUUUAAAAAGAUUGCACAAAAAAUGAAAGGAGUUAGUUUACGACAAAAUAAACAAUUAACACCUAAAAAUUAUUUGGAUAUAAUAAAUGAUAAAGUGAUAUUUGAUGGUCAGAAUAUUAAUUUACAACUUAAAAACGGGUCAAUGACUCGCUUAACAAUCGGUAAGACUGCAUUAACAGGAGCACACACUAAGGCUGUAUGUUGUGAAAAUGGAUGUUGUAUGCCAUUUAUUUAA